This is a messenger RNA of Perca flavescens (yellow perch), 2478 nucleotides long. RefSeq names its product transmembrane protein 106Ba (gene tmem106ba). Lineage: Eukaryota; Metazoa; Chordata; Actinopteri; Perciformes; Percidae. The record is from RefSeq and is a predicted model, not a curated record. The coding region runs from base 146 to 928 and encodes 260 amino acids. The transcript is spliced from 8 exons.
UGUGUUGUUGUCGGUCCAAUAGGAAGAGGAGGGAGGCGUUCCCCUCAGCUUCAUUCUCCAUUGGUGUGUUGACCACAACAGCGAACAGCCAGCGACGAUACAACGAAUGUCAAACAAGUAAAACACAAAACAGAGAGCUGCAGCUAUGGGCAAGUUCCAUUCUCACUUGGCCCACCCCAAAGACGAGAGUCAGGACGCACUGACUGCUUCUGGAGAGUACAGAGACGGCGAGGAGGAUGGAAAGAACGGAGACGUAUCUCAGUUCCCCUACGUGGAGUUCACUGGACGGGACAGCGUCACGUGCCCGACAUGUCAGGGCACCGGCAGAAUACCAAGAGGUCAAGAGAAUCAGCUCGUAGCUCUGAUUCCAUACAGCGACCAAAGGCUCAGGCCGAGCAGGACAAAGCUGUAUGUCACAAUAUCAGUGGUACUUUGCCUGCUGCUGUCUGGCCUGGCUGUUUUCUUCCUAUUCCCUCGCUCUAUUGAUGUCUCCUAUGUGGGAGUGAAGUCCGCCUACGUCUCCUAUGACUUGGAGAAACGCAUUGUCUAUCUCAACAUCACAAGCACUCUGAACAUCACCAAUAACAACUACUACACCAUAUCUGUGACCAACAUCACAGCCCAAGUGCAAUUCUCCAAGACGGUGAUAGGGAAGGCCAAGUUCAACAACAGCUCAGUGAUCAUACCACUGGAUGAACGGCAGAUUGACUACACAGUUCCCACCACCAUCGCUGAUGAGAUGAGUUAUAUGUUUGACUACUGCACCUUGCCAACCAUUAAAGUUCACAACAUAGUGGUCAUGAUGCAGGUGACGGUGACUACGUCAUACUUUGGCCACGCGGAGCAGGUCUCCCAGGAGAUGUACCAGUAUGUGGACUGUGGGGGGAACACCACCUCCUUGCAUGGACAUGUGCAGGUCUACAAAUAAAGGAAGCAAAAGAGCCCAGACAUCAAAUACUGCUGUGACUGAAGGUCUCAGAGAAAUAACUGGGCUGACUUCCACAUCGAUAAGCUUUGCUCAGUGACAACAGAAUAAUGGACAUACAUAACUUUUCUUAAACUAGUCAGUGGCUCAUCCAUUCUUUGAUUCCCAACCACUUUCUUCCUUUUACAGGUCAAAUGUGAUGAUUAGAUGAGCUGUUUUUGUUUGGUUACUUGUCGAACAGGCUGGUAAAAGCAGACAAACUUGGCUGCCACAGCCAGAAUUUUGCAGGCUUUGCCCUCGAGGUUUGUUGUCAUUUUUCACCCUGGUGCCAACAAAAUAGACGGAUAUACGGUAAUUAAAUAUUCAUGUUAUUGGUUGACAUUCCCAUCAUGUUUACACCGUUUCUCCCUAACAAUUAAAUUACUGAAAGCAGUAGUUUCAGAUAUGUUGCACUUUAACCCGAUCCUUAUCUACAGAUAUAGAUAAGAAUGUUGCAUAAAUGCCCCCCUACUACUUUAUACCACUUUUAAUUAAAAAAUACAAUAACUAAGGUUCCAAAGUGAAAACCACUGAGUUGUUUCUAACCACCUUUUUCUGCCCUCUUUCCUUUCUCUUUUUAUUUUCUUUAAUAAAAAUGUGAUUCUUGAUAUUGUGUAUUGCAAUAUAGAUGAUGUUUUAUCUUAUGUGAUUUGUUUUUCGUUUGCUUUUUGGCUCAGAGUUCUUAGUUUUAAGCUUGAGUAUACAGUAGGUAGUAGAAGUCUUAUGUUUAGCUAUCAUUCACCUGAGAUUGAAAAACACGUGACUACUACUGUGUGAAGACUGCUACAUAUUAUAAAAUAACUCUGUAAAAGGGAUAACUUAAUUUUUUAUUUCAUUUCAUAGCAAAUAGGAGUAGGAGCAUUAUAGUGGGCUAUAAAAUACAGAAAUGUAAAUGUAAAAUAUGUACUUUGUUUGGCUUGCUUCAAAACAUGCUAUAUCAAGAAUCAUUUCUGGUGUAGGAGCACCUUUUAAUAAGGUUGUUCUAUUUUUGUGGGCUGUGGUGUUACUCACGAUAAUUGUUUUGCCAUUUUAACCCACUGUAUAUAUAACUUGUAUCAUGAGUUGAGUGGUAUUCUUGGGGUUUGAAAUUAGUAUGACUUUUGUCACUUUUAUUACAUAAAAUCAUUUUGGAUUGGCUGACGAAGCUCAGAAGUGAAUAAACCCUGCAUUCACAUACUAUGCUAAUAUUCUACACAUUUUUAAACAUAUGUUUUGUACUGAACAUCAUUUGUCUGAUAAUAGACGCCCCUAACAUUUGCCUGAAAAAUAUUUUUUCAAAGUUUCUGAUCUUAGUUCAUUUGUGAUUGCACAUGCAAGUUUUUCUGACAGUUAUACAAUGCUAAUAAUACCCAGUCAUAAGAAAACUAACCAUAGAUCCAAUCCUUCUUGGUUUUUGAUGACAAACGGUGUUGAUAUGAAUACCUCUCUGUUACACUGUCACCUCUACUCCUACACUGUGGUUUUGUGUUUUUCAUGCAUGAAGCUGAAAAUAAAAUCAUGACUUCAUUUUGAAA